AUGAUUGCAAAUCCAAAUUUACUAAAGGUUAAAGUAAGACUAUGUAGCUCUUUCUAGGUUUUGAUCAGUAGAAAACGAGUCUUUUACUGUUAAAGGUUGCUGACCCCAGUCAUAUAGGGUUCUAACUUAAACAGUAUUUUUGUGUUUUUUUUCUCCAGUUCCUAUGUGAGUCAUUUUUUUAAUUAACUUUUCCUUUGAAUGAAUACAGCCUCUGGUGGAGGGUAUUUUGGGGGUUCUGCACCCACCACUAGCUUUGUUCUGAUGUUUAUGUUGCUGAUUAUUUUUCCCACCUCCCCCACCAGCUCGCACGUGCUGCGUGCUCGCGCCUGAGAUCUGUCUCGUGCGUGUAGCCAUUGGUCUGUGAUGAUGUCACCGUCGGAGUGAAGACAAUAGAGCCCGCCUCCUCGGAGUGACACACACUUGUGACGGCAGCGCUCCUGAUGACAUCCGUCCGUGUGUCCGUCCGCUGAGAGCUGAGGCUCCUCUCUUUCCUCCCAGUGUUUUGUUUUUGUUUUUCUUCUUUUUUUAGCCAGUAGCAGACGCGGAAGCCGCUUCACUCCCGGACCAGCACGUCGGUUCGGGUCACCACACUCGUCCGUCCGUCCGUCCGCGCAGGAAUGGUGAACGCGCCUCGGAACUGCCUGCCUUGAUCUUUGCAUAAACCCAGAUGCCUCCCCUCCCUCUUGACGAGCGCAUAGUGGUCAUUCAGCGCCCUAAAAACCUAACUUUCUGUGAAGCGUCCCCUCAAACCGUCUCCCAACACUCGUCCCACAUUACCUCCUCUUCUAAUGGGCAGAGUUCUCAUCAUCCUCAUGUCCAGCCGCCUCAGUCCCAGUGUUACUUACCGUCCUACAAGCCUCAGAGUGUGGAAUGCAAGCGCAGGUCCUCCAGAGUGCAGAAGUUCAAGGGCGAACAGCCCGUCUUCCCACCAGUUGUCAGACACAUCCCAAGCCACUGCCACAGCAAUGGCACAGUAACGCUGGGCCCACGGCUGCCCUCCCACACACAUACCAUUGAUAUCAAGGUGAAAGUGGACAAAGGUGGGCGAGGAGUACCCAGCAACUCGUUAGGGCGUAGUGGAAGUUUAAAGGGUGGCAAAGGGAAAUGUGUCUCCAACCAGCUCGAACAAGGACAGUGUGAGAGGAAAACUGGAAGCACCGAGAGGCCAAGUGGAGCCGAGCACAAGUCGCAGCGAAUACGUCAGCUGUCGUCCGGCCCCGGAGGGGUCCUUCAGUUUGUUCCCGCCCAGGCGCAGCAGCAUAAUAUCCGAGGUGGAAAAGAGAAGGAGAACGCUAGCUUUCAAAACAGAAGCGAGCAGAAAUUUCCCUCUCUGAGUCACAAGAAGACAUCCAAGCUGGGAACUGCCCAUCAGAGCCAUAACAGCCACAGUCUGCCCUUCCAGCACAACACGGUCCCUGUGCCCCAUGCUGCCAUUGUAAACUUCAACCACCCUCCGUCCUUUUCUGCCCAGUCCUCACAUGUCCCACCCUCUACCCAGCAGUUUGGCCAGGCUCAGCAGCCUCGCUCCAGGGAUCAGCGCCCUCAUAUUUUUCAAGGUCUUCCCCUCUCCCCUUGCUCCUCCAACGCCGGAGGGUUCCCCAGCCCUGACCACACUUGCACCAUCGACUGUAGGCACCCCUUUAUUUGUGGCUGCUUGCGGCUGGUGAGAUGUGGGGCGUGUAAAGGGGAUUCCUCUAGUUUCCGAGGGCGGGGAGGAAGCACCUCCACCUCAUUUUCCUGCGGUCCUCAUGUUGGGGCAGUGAAAGGAGGCAGCAAGGAAAUGAGCCUAAGAAAUCUGGGUGGGUGUCUGUCCACCACAUCCACAUCCAACACGUCUUCAUCCAACAGCACUGUGUCCGACUGUCGAGCGAACCUGUUCAAACCUCUCCGAUGUGCCUCCUGCUCAGGUGAGGCCAGAAACUUUGAGAGUCCUGCAAUCCUUCGCAAAAAACUAGGAGGAUGCUUACCUUGCACUCCUUUGUCCUCCUCAGCCCCACUGCGGGCAAUACAGAGCUGUGUCAUGGGCUGCAACCCCAAAGCCUCUCAGACGGGUAGUUCCACUUGCAGCUACUGCAGCAGUGACCCCAUAGUGGUGACUUACAACCCUCGUCGUGGCAAACCUCCAGGAAGAAGUAUUGGAGGGCCUCAUCCAAUGGCUAUGUUCCACCCCAAUGGCGAUGACUACAGUGCACGCAGUAAAUGGCCUGAAGAUCUGGCCAACAAGAUGACCCAGUCAAAGGGCCAAAAGAGCAACUCAGGUUUAGGAGUAGGACUCGGAAAAAGCUGUGCAGGCCAGAAUCAGGGCGGCAACAACAGGACAGGCCCAGUCCUCCUGGACUGUCAGAACCUCCAGGAUUAUGCCCAGAAGCAUUUUAUAGACCUGGCUGGCAGGAGGCAGUUUCAACAAGGCAAAAUGUCAACAAUUGACUUUGUGGGCUCCAGACUGGGAUUGAGAUACGAGGAAGGGCGCAGUUCACUCAAGAGACUCUUGACUAAAGCGGAAGAAGCAGGUUUCAGCGACGGCCCUGACCAAGACGAAACAACGCCAUAUCACAGAUCCCCAUCCCCCCGCUCAGUGUCCUUGCCAUCCCCCGUUUCAUUUUCUCCCCCACCAUCCGCUCCAAGCACACUCAUUAAGCCCAAGCCUUGGCAGAGAGACAGGGAUGGAGGACACUCACUACCAUCGGCUCAGUCCCUUCACCUGGCCCUGAACUCCCUGAACCGGGAGCAAGAUGAAGAGAACAAUCGGAUGCGCCUCUCCCUUCCCCUUUCCUCGUCUUUGCCAGCGUCGUUGUCCGAUGAGACGGUGAUGACUCCCGAUGCUGAGAACGCCGUCAUCAGUGCGAUACUGCCCUUCCUGUUCCUGGGAAAUGAGAGGGACGCUCAGGACCUGGACCUGCUGUUACGCCUCAACAUUGGCUAUGUGGUCAACGUGACCACUCACCUGCCGCUCUACCACAUCAACUCGGGACUACGCUACAAAAGGCUCCCAGCCACAGACAACAGCAAGCAAAACCUGCGGCAGUACUUUGAGGAGGUUUUUGAGUUCAUCGAGGAGGCGUAUCAGAGUGGACAAGGAGUGCUGGUGCACUGCCAAGCGGGCGUGUCCCGUUCUGCGACCAUCGUCAUUGCCUACCUUAUGAAGCAUACCCUCAUGACCAUGACAGACGCCUACAAAUACGUGAGGAGCCGGCGCCCCGUCGUGUCGCCCAACCUUAAUUUCAUGGGCCAGCUUUUGGAGUUCGAGAGGGACCUCAACUCGGGCUUGACUCCUCGGAUCUUGAUGCCUAAACUAGAUGGUGUAGAGACACAGGUUUGAGAGGGGUCAUCGUAGCAUAGCUGUAGCAUGAAACAAGUGUUUUUAAAAAAAUUACAGGAUUAGAAACAUUCAACGUGGUAAACAUUGGUGUGUUGAACAUAAAAGAGCACUUUGAAUACUGUGAAACAUGAAAUCGGGGACUGGAUGGCCCAUUUGUUUAAGCUGUAAGUCUUAGACAGCCUGUUCCCCGUACAGUGUACCGUUUAUAUUAAUAUGGUAUGUGCCAAACUUUUGUAUAGCUCAAACAUUGCUCAGAUUUUUCUUUUUUUAUGUUUUCUCAAAUACAUCUUCCUUCUAAUUCCUUUCGUUUACAUUCUCAGACACACACAAAAAGUCUGGAUCAUGCAGAACAUGAACAAAGAUCUCUUCAUCCACAACAACAGUCAUUUUUACCAUAUGUAGCAGCACACAGAUCCUCUCAAAGCACUUUAUUCACCACGCUUCCGUUUAUUAUCACCCGCUCAACUAUCAGAAACUAGAAGUUUUUAGCUACUGCUCUGUGUAUAAAUAUAUAUACAAAUAAUACACUGUUUUAUGAUUUAGGGAGUGUGCUGUGCAGCAACAUAGACCUACCUAUCACCGAAGAAAUGGUUUUAAUUAACUCAUUAACGGUGUUCAUAUAUUCAUUUGAAUAUUUGGAGAAAUUACUUAAAUAUUUAUGAAGCACUACUGAGUUAAUCAUGUUUUUGAAGUAAUUUUCAGGAUCUUGUGCUUCAAAGUUUGUUCACCAUUUCUGCUGAUGUUUAGGCUAAUAAAUAUCUUUGGAAGAGCACACAGUCAUUUAACAAUUAACAACCUGAUGAAACUCUUUGCUUCAAAAAUUAUUUCGUUUUGUUUACCUUAGAAAAGGACAGAUUUUGUAAUAUAAUCUUAGAUGUAUGGUUCUGCGUUCUAGGAUGUAAAUCAAACCAGAAAUUCCCUAAUGCUGCAGUUCCUCAACUGACCAGUGUAGGAUAGUGGCAAAAAAGGAGCCGUUUCUCAUUUUUAAUAAAAACAUAGCAAUACAGUUUUGUAAAUCAGACUUUUUUUGUUGCGCCCCUUCUCUCUCUAUGCCCCCGCAUGGAGAAAUGGCAUCAGCCAAUUCCCCCCAAAAAUCCUGAUAUGCUGAAGAAGGUAAUCGCGGAGGAUAAAUAUCAUCCCCAGCAGGUGUUUAUUAUUUGAUGAAGGAAAAAACUUGCGUUUAUGAUUUUAAGGCGCAGACUGACAGAGUGCCACUCCUCAUCUGCAUCAUGAAGUACGCCGUCACCGCGGUACCGUCUUUUGUUCUGAAUUUAAAAAAAACUCUUUAUGUUGAGGAAUACUCCAAUACUCUUUAAUAAAUGUUGUAGAAAGCAUGAUCCGAAGUGUUUUUGAUGAGAAUGGACCAGUAACAGACAUUCUUUUGCCACGGGGGUGGUUCUCCAUAUUCGGCAUAUUUGUAGAUUGUUUAACUGUGCUUGGCUCCAGUUUUUUGCAUAAAGGCAUUACCUCCAAUGAAAACAGAAUAAUAAAGAAUUAGAAGAAUAAAAAUAAGUUGCUGUGAAAUCUAGUGUUUUGUAGUGCUAUAAAAUAAAGACAUGCAUUUCUAUGAUGAAGAAUAUCAUCGCUGAACGCAGAACCGUGUAUCUAACUUUUUUUCUGAUUCGUUCUAGCAGUUCAGAAUCAUCCUAAUAUUAAAUGUGGUUACUCUUCCAGCACAUGACAAACUUAAUACAACUGUCUAAACUGACUAAAAAGUUGACUCGUAUGUUUACACCUUUGCGAAGCAGAGCAGUUUGAAACCUCUUUUUGGUAUUAAUGGUAAAACCAUUCUCUCUAAACUCCACGAUGAGGCCACAUGGUUAACUGUGUCUAUGCAUUAUUGCUACAUAAGGGUUCUGGUUUAUUGGGGUCUGAUUCACUGUGAGCCCCUCUUUCUACAUUACAUUUGAGAUGAGGCUGGCCUGCAGUCCUGCCUUUAAAAA
Messenger RNA from Oryzias melastigma (Indian medaka), 5262 nucleotides. RefSeq names its product dual specificity protein phosphatase 10. NCBI's taxonomy places the organism in Eukaryota, Metazoa, Chordata, Actinopteri, Beloniformes, Adrianichthyidae. Gene Ontology annotation, molecular function: MAP kinase tyrosine/serine/threonine phosphatase activity; protein tyrosine/threonine phosphatase activity. Gene Ontology annotation, cellular component: cytoplasm; cytosol. Gene Ontology annotation, biological process: protein dephosphorylation; negative regulation of JUN kinase activity. The record is from RefSeq and is a predicted model, not a curated record. The transcript has 4 exons. Bases 668 to 3319 code for a protein of 883 amino acids.